This is a messenger RNA of Coffea eugenioides, 1184 nucleotides long. Its product is annotated as ethylene-responsive transcription factor ERF038-like. Gene Ontology annotation, biological process: regulation of DNA-templated transcription. The transcript has a single exon. Gene Ontology annotation, molecular function: DNA binding; DNA-binding transcription factor activity. The record is from RefSeq and is a predicted model, not a curated record. Lineage: Eukaryota; Viridiplantae; Streptophyta; Magnoliopsida; Gentianales; Rubiaceae. The coding region runs from base 36 to 959 and encodes 307 amino acids.
CUUCCUAUUUUAGGUACCCCCACAUCCUUCUCUCUAUGCUUAGCUUAGCAGCAAGCAGAACGCCCCAGCUUAUAAUCAUGGGCAAACAAAUCAACAUUGGGAGUCUAUCUCAUCACGACAGCAACCUUUCUUCAUCUUCUACCACCACCACCACCACUUCCUCUUCCUCCUCAUUUUCUACCACUUCCAAUGCCUUAAAUUCACCUUCAACAACUUCAACUUCAUCCUCCCCCUCCAGCCAAAGCACAAAGGCCACUACUUCCACUAGAACUGCAAAAGCCAGCAAAGCCCAAGAGAGCUCUCAAGAACUCCAACAAGUGGCGAAGAUCAAUGGCAAUGAAAAUCAGCCUAGGAAGAAGCAUAAAAAUGGAGAUGAUGAGAAGCAUCCGACCUACAGGGGAGUUCGCAAGCGCAACUGGGGCAAAUGGGUGUCUGAAAUUCGGGAGCCAAGGAAGAAAUCAAGAAUAUGGCUCGGAACAUAUCCCACGGCUGAAAUGGCGGCUAGAGCCCAUGAUGUAGCAGCUCUAGCAAUCAAAGGCCACUCGGCGUAUCUCAACUUCCCUCAUGUGGCUCAUGAACUUCCCCGUCCGGCCACCACUUCACCUAAGGACAUCCAAGCUGCCGCUGCCAAGGCUGCAGCCGCUACAUUUCCCGGUGAAAACGGCGGAGGAGCCGAAGCCGAGCCAAUCCAAGCCGAGCUGACUAACUGUCAUUCUUCAACUGAUUUAUCCUUGCACAACAUGCAAGAAUCAUCAAAUUCUCCAUCCACAGACGAUGAUAUUGAUGACACAUUUUUUGACCUGCCCGAUCUUUCCUUUGAUGUCACAGGUGCCACAGACCAUCUGGAUGGAUUUAAUUGUUUCAACGGUUCAUCAUCGUGGUGGCCGCAGCUGCAUCUGGCUCCAGCAGCCGAGCCAGUAUUCCGGCUUGAAGAGCCAUUCUUAUGGGAGUGCUACUAGCUUAGCUAGCAUUAAAAAAAAAAAAAAAAUCAAAAGAAAUAAAAUUUUCAUGCCCCUGCCCUUUUGUCUACAAUCACUAACUUUUAAAAAAAAAAAAUACAUUAAUUGCAUCUUUUUCUUGUGUGGUCACAAUUGCAACUGUAUAUUAAUUGCAAAACAAGAAUCCAAAAAAUCUGUAAAGCCAUGUUCAUAUUAAAUCAAAAAUUGAGUUUGUUUAUUAGUUUA